Molecule: messenger RNA, 571 nt
Organism: Acromyrmex echinatior (Panamanian leafcutter ant)
Lineage: Eukaryota; Metazoa; Arthropoda; Insecta; Hymenoptera; Formicidae
Source: RefSeq, a predicted model, not a curated record
AUAAAGGAAUGCAAAUUCAUCGUCCGCUUCGUGCAGUACGGGCACCUGAUAUAAUUGCUUCUGCUCUUGUAAAUCCUACCGAUUCUUUAAGAAGACGAGAAAGAGAUAGUGGAAUAAGUAGAAGCAUUAUCAGUAGAAUUUUGCGAGAAAAUUCAUUUCAUCCAUAUCGAAUGUCACUUCACCAGGCCAUGACAUUGGACGAUCAUAGACAAAGACUGAUAUUCUGUAAUUGGAUUACUCAACAAUUACCUACUUUCCAUAGAAGUAUCUUGUUUUCUGAUGAGUGCACCUUCAAAAGUGACGGCGAAGUGAACACACAUAAUCUCCGUUAUUGGGUGCAAGAGAAUUCACAUUGGUAUCGAGAAAUCGAUCAUCAACGUAUCUGGAAAGUCAAUGUUUGGUGCGGAAUUGUUGAUACGCAUAUCGUCGGACCAUUUUUCUUUGAAGAAAAUCUAAACCGUUUUCUGAUGGAUGUCCAGCCCACACGUCUGUCAUUGCUCGUCAACAACUGAACCGCAUAUUUCGCGGCCAAUGGAUAGGUAAAUAUGGUCCACAUAACUGGCCACCAUGA